Messenger RNA from Pocillopora damicornis (cauliflower coral), 1578 nucleotides. RefSeq lists its product as uncharacterized. The record is from RefSeq and is a predicted model, not a curated record. NCBI's taxonomy places the organism in Eukaryota, Metazoa, Cnidaria, Anthozoa, Scleractinia, Pocilloporidae.
CUAAACAAAUAACAAGCGGUCGGCAUGUGAAAUCCCAUUUCAACUUGUUUCAAAAAUUAAAUGCUUCAUUCGAAUUGUGCAGAUAUUUAAAUGACUUUCACAAGUUUAUAGUUUAAAAAUUUAUCAGCUGUACGUCAUAAGAACAUCGUCACAUAUGUUCUGCAAAUUCUAAAUGAAAUAACUUUCGAUGCGCCGUCGAAUUGGAGAAAAAAAUUUAACAACAAUUUUCCUUGUGCCAUUUCUAAAAAUACUUAGCAUUUAAAGUUUAGAAGCUGAGCUAUGAUUGGCCACAAGAAUUAGCACCUAAAAUAAUUGUCUUCAAAGAUGUGGGUACAAUCGAGGAAAAAAAAAAUGGACUUUUAUAUAGACAUGAGCUUUGGCACUUAGUUUAGAAACACGAACCGUGCAUUAACAAAAACCUCGAAACCGAAGAUUCAGAAACCUAAACAAUAUUGUUACAUGUACUAUAUUUCACAGUCCAGCCGACUAUUUUGGGUAGCAGUGAAACAGGGAAAAUCUCAAGUGAGAGAGGUGUUAUUAUCGCGGAACAAGCUUCCCUGUUAAGCUGAAACAGUACACGCCUAGCAAAACCAAACAAAACAAAAAUCUUUGACUUCCGAACCAAGCUUUACAUGCCACUGGGAAACUUACGUGUCACGCAACUCGAGGGAAAUGCCACUAGUUGUCACGCUUCAAAGGAAUUAACUUGAGGAGCGAUAAACCAAAAAAUACUGUGUAUAUCGGACUUAAACUGCCCUUCACAAAAAAGUGCUCUAUGUAAAAAAAGCUGUCUUCACCGAUUCAAACUUCACCUAGUGGCGGAAAAUUUGCCUGGCUUUCGUAUAGAGUCGGAAGUUAGGGACGAAAGUAGAAAGUCUCACUCCCAAUCUAUGACGUAAUCUCUGGGUCGAGCUGGUUAAAUGUGAGCGAGUUAACGAGUAAGGAAUCACUCUUCGCUACAGCUCGCGCACUUAGCUUCGCAACUGUAAAACAUCCACAGAUUUGUAAUAGAACUCGGUGUUCUCAUGGAGACCAAAGACGAAAAUCAGACGAAUAUGAAAAUCUUUGACCACAGUGACAGAGAAUGGCACACUACAGAUCAUCAGCUUUACUCUCGCAACGAAGACGGACAAGCUCCAGGUCACUACAUGUGGGUGAAUGGCAGAUCUGUUUUAUCAAAUGCAGUCAGUGAGAACCAAAAAACUCAUUUUAAGAUCCACACUGUCGUGGAGCUUGACGAAAACAAGAAGUCUCAUCAAGUUGUCAUUUUAGAGCAUAAAGGUGGUAGUGUUGUGGCCAUAAACCAGGAAGAUGACACUGUCAUUGCUAAGGAACUUCCUAAACCUCUAAGCCAAAGCAACUCCCUUGAUGAAGUUAAAAAAGACAAUCCUGAGGUGUUAUUUUACAAGGUGGCUAGGGAAGAAGACAGUGAGCUGUUUUACUUCAAGUCCUACCUUAAAGAUAAGCAACGCGUCCUCGGCUUUGAUCAGAAGGGAAAUCCAAUGAACACCUCCCAAGUACAACCGGAUCAGCUGGAAAGCUGGUUUUCUGUGUUUUAAAGUCUCUUGCAACUGCAAA